CGGACACGUGCGGACAGCCACUUCCGCAUCACGUGACUAGGGGUGGGAAAACCGCGGGAAAAUUCGUCCUCAGUAAAUACAGUGCAGUGGGUGUCGACAACGUGUAACCCUUACGAAAACGUUGUGAGACCAUAUUCAAGUCUAUUUAAUUACGUUGCUAAAAAAAUAAUAAAUUAUAUCGAGUGAUAAGAUUUGCGGCUGUGUGGGGUAGCGCGAGUUGUACUGGAGACUUGAGCGCGCGGUUUGACCGGUGGCGGACGCGGGUGAUACCAGUGAUAAGAGUGAUAUGGAGCACAGGUGAUGGCGUCACCCCCUCAGACAGCCCAGGGCAGGUGGUGGGGACCAUCCAGCGUGGCCGCGCCCUCACCUUCGUCAGACGUGAUGAACCAGCUGUGCCGAGUGUGCGGCGAGCCGGCGGCGGGCUUCCACUUCGGGGCGUUCACUUGCGAGGGAUGUAAGUCUUUCUUCGGGAGGACCUACAAUAACCUGGGAUCCAUCUCCGAGUGCAAGAACAACGGGAAAUGCGUCAUCACCAAGAAGAACCGAACGUCGUGCAAGGCGUGUCGACUGAGGAAAUGUCUAGUGGUGGGAAUGUCCAAGAGCGGCUCACGCUACGGACGGAGAUCCAACUGGUUCAAGAUCCACUGUCUUCUUCAAGAGCAACAGCAGAGUCAGAUGCCGAUGCUUCCACCCAAGGAGAAGAUGUGGGAUGGACUUCCGUUCCAGGGGAAGCAGGUGGACGCUGACAACAACAAUUUGACGAAGGACAAGCAGGAGAGACCUUUGUCACCAAUGAUGCUUCCUCCUGGUUACGGGUCACCUGAGGCUGCUGCCGCGUUCUGGGCUGCAAGGAGUUCACUGCUUCCGGUGCACCCUCAUCACUCUGGUCUUCCUUUCUUCCCACCGUCAUUUCUUCAGCCACCCUACCAUCAACCUCCUCCACCCAAUUUCUCUUUAUUACCUUUCUUGCCUCUGAGGCAUUCUCUUCCGAACGCCCCCACCGUUCUUUCCGAGUCUUCAAAUUCCUCUUCUCCAUCACCGUCACCCUCGUUGACUGACGAACAGUCUAAACCUCCUAGAGAAAUCUCUCCGGCUGAAUCAACCCAUAAAUCUUUAGAAGUGUUGCGGUCUUUGGGUCCCGUGCAGGAGUCACCGAUGGAUCUGUCGUGUAGGAACCAAAAGGGACCUUGUGAAAAGGUCGAAGUUGAAAUACAAGACCAAAACAGUAACAUUAUAGGAGUUAGUGAAGAAAGUAGUUCGAAAGAAAGCGAGGAAGGUCUUAAAAAGACUCCUUUGGACUUGACGUUUUCAAAGUCUUGAUGAACUUGAAUAUUAGUGUUACCAGAGACUGAUUUAGACGUAUAGUUCAACUAGUUUUGGAUUUAAUUCAAACGCGUUUCUCUAGGUAUAAAACGAUAUUUGACUCGGAUAAUGCCAUCCUACAGUUUUUUAAUAGAUUAAUUAUAUUGUAUAUAUUUGAGAAUGUAAUAUAUGACUAUAAAUAUAUUUAUUUGUUCGUCUGAUAAUGAAUCAGUUUGACGUGUGAUAUGGGAUUUCA
Macrosteles quadrilineatus (aster leafhopper) is the source of this 1558-nucleotide messenger RNA. RefSeq names its product zygotic gap protein knirps-like. Gene Ontology annotation, biological process: regulation of DNA-templated transcription. Gene Ontology annotation, molecular function: sequence-specific DNA binding; DNA-binding transcription factor activity; zinc ion binding. The record is from RefSeq and is a predicted model, not a curated record. NCBI's taxonomy places the organism in Eukaryota, Metazoa, Arthropoda, Insecta, Hemiptera, Cicadellidae. The transcript is spliced from 3 exons. The coding region runs from base 301 to 1320 and encodes 339 amino acids.